AUGUUAUUCACAGCCAUAUCAACCGUCAUCUACCUCAUAUCGCUGUAUGGUUCCAGUCACGCACUGCCGACGUCCACAGCAACUUUCAGAGAGUUAAACUUUGGUUUUAAUUUUGAGCAGACGACAAGACGUUCUGGACCUACAACAACAAUUGAUUAUGAUCUAGCCGACUUCGACGAAUUUGGAAAUGACCCAGGGAUUUAUGAUGUUGCGGGUUCGCCGGAUCCGAUGAAUUUCGCAGACGAUAAUGACCAAGGUUUUGCAAAUCAUCCUGGUUUCGACACAGGGCAAUCCUUGUUCGACUCCGCAUAUAUGUAUACUGUCACACCGAGUGUUUCAAAGACCCCUGCAAACAGCGGAGGGAUAUCGGAUGAGAUACAAGAAAACGUAGGCUCUCAACGUGAGGGCGGUCCAUCUGAUGAAGGUGCUAAUCAAGACAGAAACCACGAGCAAGUCGUGAAGAACAAUCAACCAGGAAACAAUGUAAGGUACAAAACAUAUCAAAGAAACAAUAACAUGAACAAUGAUAAACAACCUCAAAACGGGGAAGAUUCUUCCACUGGAAAUGGAAAUCAAACCAGGUUGACACCAAAUAAAGCAUCUAUGACAAGUAAAAACAACAGUGCAAUUCCGCCAAAUUCGAAUGAGAACGAUAAAAGUGAUAAUGUAAACUAUGAAAAACAAACAAAUCAGUUAUAUGGAGGCAGAGAGGGAGACAAUUCGGCAUCAGGUAUAGAUACACUAACAAGUUCCGGUUCAAAAUCUAAACAAUUCACAGAAAAUAGUGCAGUCAAUUCAGGUGGUAACACGAAAGACGCAGCUACUAGAGAAGGAAAUAUUGUUAAGUUGGGAGAAACAUCGGAUUCUUAUGGGGAUAUAUCCAGAGGAUCUCCCGAAUCAGAAUUUACAAGUAUGUCCGGUGAAAAGUUUGAUAGCUAUUCUGUGUAUGAUUCAAACUCGGGAGAGGUUUCCUCAAACUCCAGAUCGAACGAAAAUAAUGAGGCGGGAAGUACAUCUAGUAAAGAAUUUGUAUCAGGCGAAAAUGACAACGAUGGCAGAUCCAGUUUGGAAGGCACUUCAUCGCAGGAAGGAAAUAACAUAAAUCCCGGCACGAUUGACUCCUUUGGGUCUUCGGAAAGAACGGAUUCGAGGCUUUCCUCAAAUGAAGAAGAGUACUUCAUGAACUCUGCCUCCCAGAAUUAUGCAGAAACAACUGGAUCAUGGUCCUCAAAUGAAAAUGGGCCACUGUCAUCCUCGGAUGAAAAUGGUUCGCAACCUUCAGACGAGAAUGGGUUACAAUCAUCCUCAGACGAAACAAAGUCAUCUUCCGAUGAAAAUUUGUCACAGUCAACAUCAGACGAGAACGAAAUGCGGUUAUCCUCGGACGAGUCCAGUUCGUUCAUAUCUUCGGAGAACAAGCUCGCGGCUCCUUCUGAAGAAAUAAUAGAAAAGUCAUCGACAGACCCUGAUUAUGAUUUUGAUAACGACAACGAUAACGAUAUAAAUAACUCACAUCAAAUAUCAAGUGAAAAAGAAAAGUCAGCAAAUACUGGUGCAGACAAAAAUGGUCUGAAAAACGCACAUUCACCUGAACAAAACCAUAAUCUAGCUGGAUGUUUUUCAUCGACAGAAGACGAUGGCAAAUUUUGCCCUUUUCUGCGCGCAUUGUAUUCUAUAUGUAGUGAACAAUUUAAACAGGAAUGUGUUUCAGAUUCUAGAGAACACCAGCAAAGCAUUGAUAAAGUCAGUCCAAAUUCUAAUGCUAAAAUGGUUUCUUUAUCGGACACAAGUGCCUCGAGCGACUCAAUCGAGGAUUUAUAUCCAAACUCUUUUGACAGUAUUGUAUCCGAUGAGGCCUCUCACUCCAGCAGUAAGCCAAGCUCCAUGUCCUUCGAAACUGUAGAAAACUUGUCAGCGUCGUUUGAAAGAUCAAGCGGAAUACUUGAUGUCAUUGACAUCAUUAGAGAGGCAUGCAGUAGCAUUUGUGCGCUAGCUGAUAGUCAUACGGGACGCCUAUCUGGUGGUGGCAAAACAGGAAGCGUCAGAGAUGAAGAUAGCUCCGAGAGCUCGGUCGAAGAUGAGUUUGGAGAACUACCUAAAGAAGAAUUUGCAGAUUCAGACGAAGAUCAAAACGGCGAGAGUUCUAACUUCUCUUACGUCACUUCCGUAGAAAUUCCGGCAAGUGCACCUGCUGCUUCAUCUGGGGGGAAAAGUAUUUCUAGUUUAAGUUCUGGGGAAUAUUCAGCGGAGAAAAAUACAGGUGAACGAUCAGUUGAAGAUAGUUUCGCAAGUAGCGGUGGCACUGAUAGCAUGAACAGUGCCGAUUCUAGUGGCGAGCUCAGCUUUGAAUAUACUAGUUAUGCUUCGGAAAAUACAAGCGAAUGA
Messenger RNA from Mercenaria mercenaria, 2385 nucleotides. Its product is annotated as GATA zinc finger domain-containing protein 14-like. The record is from RefSeq and is a predicted model, not a curated record. Bases 1 to 2385 code for a protein of 794 amino acids. The transcript has a single exon. Lineage: Eukaryota; Metazoa; Mollusca; Bivalvia; Venerida; Veneridae.